Paramecium octaurelia is the source of this 243-nucleotide messenger RNA. The record is from the annotation of a GenBank genome assembly. Lineage: Eukaryota; Ciliophora; Oligohymenophorea; Peniculida; Parameciidae.
AUGUGGUUUUCAGAUAAAAUGAUUAUAUAAAUAUCUCUAACAAUUGGAUUAGCAUAUCUAAGAUAAUAAGGAACCACAAAAUAAGAAGUUUUGGAAUAACUAAUUAAUUAAAGUUAAAAAAUUUAGUUGCCAUACGAUUAAUUUGCUGGGAAUCUGAUUAUAUUUAAAAAAUCAAAUGCAAUCUUGAAAAAGUUUAGAUUCAUUCAAAUUAUUUUAAGAGUAUUUGAUUCAAGAUUAAAUUGA